Brassica rapa (field mustard) is the source of this 2271-nucleotide messenger RNA. Its product is annotated as putative F-box/LRR-repeat protein 19. Lineage: Eukaryota; Viridiplantae; Streptophyta; Magnoliopsida; Brassicales; Brassicaceae. The record is from RefSeq and is a predicted model, not a curated record.
AAUUUUUUUUUGUGUAACUGAAGAUAGUUGUUGUUGUUGAUGAUGAUGUCUUUUCGUACAAUUCUUUCUUAUUCAUAUUGAAUAUAUUCACGAGUAUUAAUAUCAUCGAUAAAAUUUAGUCUUUUAGCAAUAUUUUAUGUUUUUCUUUUACUUUCUUAUUCUCAUCUAAUUUAUUUACAAGUAUUAUUAUCACCCGAUUUCAACAAUUUUUUUAUCUCUAAUCUACAAAUUAAAAAUGAGGAGAGCCAUUUUUACUUCGAGAUGCACUAGUAGAUCAUAUAUACAUUACGAAAAUCACUUUAAGGAAUAAUAUGGUAUUUUGCUUGAAGUUUAAUAUUAAUUAAGUUAUUUUAUUUAAAAUUUUGUAUUUUAAUAUAAUAUUUUAUUAAUUAUUAUUGUUGUAAUAUGUUUAUACAUGUGCUAGUUAUUUAUAUUUUUUUUAUGAAUUCAAAUUAGUUAUGACAAAUAUAAGGACCAUAUUAUAAAAUACAAAUAAUUUUGAAGCUGAGUUUGAAGUUUUGCUUUUGGAGAAUAACACCUUUAAACUUCAAAUAUAAAGUUUUGAAAACUUCAAAAUAGAGUUCCUUUUUGGAGAUGCUCUCUCUAUUCUAUAUCAAGUUGUAAGUGUUGUGUACAAUUUUUUAGCUGAUAAAUUGAUUAGAGUAAAUCACACAAAAUAUGUUUAGGAAGAAUAUCAUUAGACUCUUGAGAAUUAUGUUACAAAGAUGCAUAUUGCUUAUAUAGUAAUGGAAAAAACUAAUUCUAAUUUGGUAUUUUUUUAUCAAUGUUUUUAGAUUUGUUUCUAUUUUCUAGAUCUUUUUUUGGAUCUCAUACUGUACUCAUUGGGCAUACUAAAGAUAUCUUGUAAUUUUUUUUCCAAUAUUAUGCAUAAUUUGUUUUUUCGAAGAUUGAAACCAAGAGCAGUUGUAGAAGCAUUAAUGAACUUUUGGUCAAACUACCAGACCAAAGGGUUUUUUUUUUCACAUUUCUAGAUCUUUUCUUAUCUUUUUCUAUUUUUCAUAAUCUCCAAAUAUUAACAAACAAUUCUCAGCACACAAAAGGGGAAAAACUGAAAAGUCAACAAAAGAUUUCAUAGAAGAAAGAUUCUACUUUGUGUUUUUUGGUCUCAAAAAGACUACUCGUACUCCAAACUUCUUUUGAGUCAACGGCUGAGUAAAGAUAAAUGCGUCUUGGAUUUUAUGUUUCAAGAACAAGAAGCUGAGAAACCACAAAGGUAAAUAUCAAGAAACAAGAACUCUGAUCAAGACAAAGGUUUUGUCUCCACUGAGGGUCACAAUCUUUUCUUCUUCGUUCUUGAUCAGAUGGGAUCUACACUCCACCCUGACUGGACAGAAUUGAUUCGAGAAUGUCUCAUCGACAUCUUCUCACGGUUAAGCACGGGGAAACGAUGGAACGGACCGAUGCUUGUCUGCAAGAAGUGGAUGAACGUUUGCCAAGACACGUCCCUCAACACUGUCUUGGAUCUCGAAUCUGAGUUUCUGACCUCCACCAAUACGACCUACUGGUGGAGUCCUGAGUUCGAGGAAAAAGUUGACACAACCAUCCGGUCUGUUGUGGAUCAGAGCCAGGGCGAACUCAGGGAGCUUCGAGUCAGGCAUUGUACGAAUCAGUCUCUCUCCUACGUCGCCGAGAGGUGUCCUAAUCUUGAGGUACUUUGGGUUAAGUACAGCCCAAAGGUUACUAUUGAGUCCAUGAAGAAGAUUGCAUUAAACUGCCCCAAGCUUAAAGAGCUUGAUAUAAGCUGCUCUUAUGAAAUAUCUUGUGAGUGCAUGGAACUAGUUGGUACAAACUGCAAGAAUCUUCAGGUCCUGAAACGGAACUUGAUGCAGCCUUCAGAGGUGGCAAGGUUAAGGCGUUAUGCCUACGUGAAGAAGCAGUAUCUAUCUGUUGAAACUUUAGGAAACGUUGAUGCGUAUACGAUUGGGAGACACAUGCAUCAGCUGAAGCACCUGGAACUUCGAAACUCCACAUUGACUGAUAAAGCUUUUGCUCAUCUUUGUAAAAGAUGUUCGGAUCUUGAGUACUUGGACUUGGUCGGGAGUAGUUAUCUGACUAGCGUUGGUGUUGCUAAUGGUACCUCGAGCUUGAAGAAUCUGAAGGAGAUCAAGAAACCAGAUUUUGCAGCCACUGUGUUCUACUAGUUGAACACAUAGUUUUGUUAUUUUGUUGGCUGAGUUUAAGCAUUUUGGUUUUCUAUUCCUUUUUUCAUGUCAUAUACUCUCUUUGCUUAAAUAUAAUCAUAUCCUCUUA